Cotesia congregata is the source of this 2481-nucleotide messenger RNA. The record is from the annotation of a GenBank genome assembly. NCBI's taxonomy places the organism in Eukaryota, Metazoa, Arthropoda, Insecta, Hymenoptera, Braconidae.
GAAGAGACUCUCCCGCCGACGGAACUUACCUGGCUUCUCGAGUUGCCCCUGGCUCAACUAAAAUUAGUAUUAGCCAGCUGCGGGCUUUCGACACGAGGCGAGGAAGAUGUCCUUAAAAAUCGUCUCAACCGGUACCAUCAGAUGCGUCUCGGGAUCCCCGAUGUCAGAUGGAAUCCCGAAAUUGAUCGCAUACCUGCCCACGCUGAGGUCAUCCCAGAAUAUCUAGAGCCUGGCCCUCUUCGCGUUUAUCUAAGAGGCCGCGGGGUGUCGGAUAUCGGCGACGAAGAUACGCUGAGGAAGCGCAUGCGUCGAUUGUUAUUUAGAGAUGAAGGAAAAGACGUACAGUGGGACCCGAUUGUCGAUGGUACCCCAGAUCGUUUACCAAUUAAUAUCCGAGCGAUCUCACGAGAUCCUCCAAAAGAGAUCCCGAUCGUGACAUUACACGACGACCCCGUCCAAUCAGUCCCCGAGACUACCCAAACCAACGCCACGACAACAGAGGGUGGGCGGAGACCUUUGACGUUUUCACGUCCGCCUCGAACGCCUAGAGCGAGAUCGGUGCUUGGAGAGGCUGCCCUUGAUCAAUACGCCACUCGUCGCGAGUUCUCUGAAGUCCUACAAAUUUACGAGGAUCGACUUUACUCGAUUUUGAAUAGCUGGCGCAGUGAAUUGGCGCCUUUUCUUCCGUCGGCGUCGUCACCAGUGGGUGCUGACGCGUCGGGGCCGCCCAUGCCAGACAUAAGCGCAAUCCCACAUAUUACUCGGCCCUCUUCGCUAGCGAGAACUACCGUUACGACCGUCACAGGCACUCGACCCACGACGAAGAGGAGUCAGGCGAGCAAUCCAGGCCAAGCGUUGGUAGGUGGAUCCAACGCACGAGCCCACGGUGGUCACACGUGUACUAUCUCGCGUCCGGUAGUCCGUUUUCAGGAUGCCGGCGAAGACUCGAGAGGUCGCGAGGGUCGCCAUUCCUCGUCAAGCAGCGAAUCCUACGACAAUGACCAUUCAGGAAGCUCGGACUACAUGUCGACAUGUUCCUCUGAUUGCUCUCGACGGUCAAGUAGGCAUCGGUCACCGUCGCGCGGGCGUGAACGCGAUUAUGGAGCUAUCGCGCGUAAUUGGCAGCUGAAAUUUUCGGGAGAUUCGAGCAUGACGAGCGAUGAGUUCUUACGAAGAUUGGACGUAAAAAUUCGAAGUGCCUCUAUCCGUCAGCGCGAUCGUUUAUCUGUCUUACCCGACGUAUUCACUGGUAUUGCCGCGACGUGGUUCUCGGCACACUGCCACGACUGGUAUGAUUGGUCGGAUUUUGUUCGUGAUUUUAACUCAUGGUUCCGCAGUGGGCGGCGUCGUGAAGAAAUUAAGGAAGACAUACGCGCGCGUAACCAGGGUGAGGAAGAGAAUGGCACUGACUACCUGAUUUGCUUGAAAAGCCUAUACUCACGUCUGAGGGCACCUCCCAGUGAGCGCCACCAGGUGAAACGAGCCCAGCGAGGGUUGAGGCCCGAGUACUGGCGAGCUUGCCCUCCUAGGAAGUACAGGUCGUACUCGGAGCUUCUAGAUGCCGCCACGGCCCAAGAAGAAGAAUGGAGAAGGGAGAAGAUGUACCGCGCACCCCCUUCGAAGGACGACUCGUACGUGGCUGAGUGCGCUUACCCCCGCUCGUCGAGAUCUGAUAGGAGGAAAACCCAUAUUCAUGCGGUUGCUGAUGUCGGAACUCCUGAAAAACCGACGAAGAAGUCCACAAGUGGUCGUAAAAGCAGAUCUAAAAGUUCCCGAGCGGCACCAGCCGAUCCGAAAGCCGACGAUGGUUGUCCAGAGGAGGAAGUAGCGGUGGUGAGCGCCGAGGAAGCCAAGACAAGGACGUCAAAUGGGGAUAAGUCGCGAGAUUUGCGUCGCCGGUUACGUUUCUGUUACAAUUGCGGUGAAACAGAUCAUUUUGCGUGGACCUGUCUGAAUCCCCAUCGUGAUGUCUGCCCUCGGUGCGGUACUCUAGGCCUCACGGCUGUAACUUGUACGUACCCGCAGCGCAAAUUGCCGUUGCCAAAAAACGACGGGGCGGGUCAAGUUGAAGUACAUGCGGUACCUCCCGAAUUUGUUGAUACGUUUGUAGAUUUUGAUAUUAUAGAGACCCUAUUGUCACCGGCGUCGGAAUCCGAAUCAUGUCACGUCUUGGACGAUGCUUAUUGGGACUUAAAGGUCGGUCUGCCACGUCCGAUGGUAGUGAUUUCUUUGAGAGGGAAACGAAGUACCGCCAUUGUCGAUACUGGGGCCAAAACUACGGCUUUUGGCAGUUUUGCUGCAGAGAUAAUGGACUCUGGAUGCUCGGUGCUCACCGAAGUAACUCCAACCCGCUUUGGAAUGGCUAAUCAUACCAUUGAGACCGGCGGCGGGGUUUUGGACCUUGAGAUGUCGCUAGAUGAUGUUGAAUUGGUGCGAUUCCCGGUCCAUUACAUUCCGAGCCUUGGAUCGCUCAACUUGAUU